Messenger RNA from Pseudoliparis swirei, 1602 nucleotides. It is a transcript of the gene tmem167b, whose product is annotated as transmembrane protein 167B. The coding region runs from base 281 to 505 and encodes 74 amino acids. The record is from RefSeq and is a predicted model, not a curated record. The transcript has 3 exons. NCBI's taxonomy places the organism in Eukaryota, Metazoa, Chordata, Actinopteri, Perciformes, Liparidae.
UAGGCUGCUCCAGAUCCUCUUCAUGUAGUCCUCAUAGGCUGCUCCAGAUCCUCUUCAUGUCUGCACACACGUGCGUUUGUAUUGUUUACCACCGCAGGGGCUGCAGUAACUCAUACCCACCACUAGGCGGCAGUAAUGCGCGAAACAAGACACGAAGAGGAUCUGGUGGAGCUCUGAAACCGGAAGUGACCGCCCGAGUCCUCCGUCUCCGCUCUCUGCUCCGUGGUGUGUCUCUACUUUAGGAAGCAAACAUCCCGCGGUGUCAACAAGAGACGUGAACAUGACGAACGUGUACUCCUUCGAUGGCAUCCUGGCCUUCGGGCUGCUCUUCGUCUGCACCUGUGCGUACCUCAAGAAGGUUCCUCGCCUCAACAGCUGGCUGCUGUCGGAGAAGAAAGGCGUGUGGGGCGUCUUCUACAAAGCGGCGGUGAUCGGGACGCGGCUCCACGUCGCCGUGGCGGCGUCCUGCCUGCUCAUGGCGUUCUACGUGGUCUUCUUCAAAUGACAGUCCUGCAGGACGCUGGGCGGACGGACCGCGGUCAUGUGCUCCUCCUCCGGGAGGCCCCGACCAAUGACGGCCCUCUGGCCCCGCGGAGCGGUGGAAGGACUGGCCUGUGAUUGGUCCAUAGCUCACGGCGACCUUUUGUAUGCACUCCAGACAUCCAGGGCGUCCAGAGCGUCCUCCGGCCGGUCGGGUCACAUGGCCGCUCCGUUCUAUCGUCUCAUCCAAACCCCAAAACACAUUCACACUGCAGGACGGGGAGCUGCACACAGACUCACACCAUCAUAUGUGGGGAGAUGACCAGUGGAGACGGGCCAGGUGUUCAGUGGGGAUUAUUCAUGAUGCCUGUUUCUUCUUCUUCUGCAUCACCUCUAACGUCGAAGGUGUCGGGAGACAAAGAUUAUAUAUAUAUAUAAAGAUGUUGUUGUGCACACGAUGUAACCUUUUCUCAACGGCGCCGUUUGCAUCCCUUAAAGAAGCGAUUUGAUAUUCUCUGACAUCACAAGCACACACGGAGGUGCUGGGUGGCGUCGUCCAGAGCGGAGGGACUUGAACACAACACGAGGCGGAGGGACUUGAACACAACACGAGGCGGAGGGACUUGAACACAACACGAGGACCAACAGACUCUGAUUCCCAACAGGAAGUGGGCCCUCGGCCUCUGCUCAUGCUCUGAAUGUGGGCCGUCGCUCCUUAAGCUUUGUUUUAGGUUUUAAAGACACGUAUUUUGUAUUUUCUGGGACAUCUGAUACUAUAACAUGUUUUAAAUGUCUCGUAAAAGUAUCAAGAAUAACAUAAACAUUUACAUACUUUAACUUUAAUGCCAAUAUUCACGGAGCGUCUGAUUCCAUCUGAUUUGCAAAGUUAUUUUGAGUUUAAUUUACAUUUUUAAAGGAGUAACUUGUUCUGAUGCGAUGAAGUUUAGAGUAACCAUCAUUCAGACCGUUUCUGUGUUCUUUAAGUGUCGUUGGCUUCAACGCUUUGCACCAGGCGUGAUGUUUGAUUGAUUUAUUGGGCCGUUCUUCCUCUCUGACUCAUUAAUGUUGUUUCUAUGAGCAGCGCUGAGUUCAUGUUCAUCUGGAAUAAAUCAUCUCAUCUUA